AUGGACAAGUAUGCAGCGGAUCUCAGGACCUCAACCGUCGCAGCGGAGGAAGAGGCGUACGAAGAUGAGCCGCACCAGGAAGCAGCUACUUACUUUGGGCUAAAUCACAAGUGCAAGUUCUGGGAAGAGGAAGUGAAGUUCAUGGGACACGUAGUGAAAGUAGAAGGAAUAGCAGUCAAUCUAGCCAAGGUGGAAGCAGUAUCUAAGUGGGAUCAGCCCACCACAGUCACUGAAGUUCGGAGUUUUCUGGUCAUGGCAAGGUACUAUAGAUGCUUUAUCAAGGAGUUCUCCAGGAUUGCGUGGCCACUCACCCAAUUGACGAAGAAGAACAACCGGUUUACAUGGGAUGAGAACACGGAAGCGGCCUUCCAAGAGCUAAAGAUGAGACUGAUUUUUGCUCUAGUACUCACUCUUCCACAAGAAGGAGAGACAUUCGUGGUGUAUAGCGAUGCGUCAAAAUUGGGGCUGGGAUGUGUACUGACAUAA
Messenger RNA from Magnolia sinica, 486 nucleotides. RefSeq lists its product as uncharacterized. The record is from RefSeq and is a predicted model, not a curated record. NCBI's taxonomy places the organism in Eukaryota, Viridiplantae, Streptophyta, Magnoliopsida, Magnoliales, Magnoliaceae. The transcript is spliced from 2 exons. Bases 1 to 486 code for a protein of 161 amino acids.